AUGGCGUCCUUGUUCAGGAGUGGACCUUCACGCAGGAAAUCUGAAGUUUCUAGUAAGCUUCGCAUUCAGUUCAAAGAGAAGGCUUCAAAAGCCCACAAUGACAGUGAUGUAGAAGAAAUUGGUGAUGAUGGCAGUGGGAAUGAUGAUGAUGAUGAGAAUUUGCCAGUAGUGUUUGGCAAUGGAGUUUCUGAUAAUCUGUCAGAAGGUACAUCGGUGGGCCAUCCGGAAGCUGCUGAGGACACUCAUGGGAAGAAAAAACGUAGGUUUGCUUUCUCCCCAGCACGGAUUGACACUGCGGUACUGAACAGUGUGUCCUGCUCGGCUUGUGGCCGUCAGCUGAACCCCUACAAGAAUGGAGCCGUUCAGAAGCAUGCUCAGCUGAAGGUUGUCAUCUGUAAGCACUGCUGCAAAUUUCUGUCUAGCGGUGAGAUUUCUAAGGACCAGGAUGGUGCAGAUGAACAGUGUCGUUGGUGUGGCGAGGGUGGCCGACUUCUUGUCUGCGACGACUGUAGUAGUGCAUUCUGCAAGUCUUGCGUCAUGCGAAAUUUCAGCAGAUCAGAAUUUAAUAACAUCAAUAGCCAAGAUAAUUGGCUCUGCUAUUUGUGUAACCCGAAGCCACUCAAGAGCUUGCAGGAGAAUUACAGAAAGAUUCGGGACACACUGAAGGCACUUCAGGAAAAACAGAAAGCUAAAAUAGCAUCAGCAGCUGCUUCUCCAGCCAGUACCACCUCGCCAUAUUCAAAGAAAAAUGUGGACUCUAAACAAAAUUCCAAAAAUGCCUUGAUUGCUUCUAACGCCAAGGGUAGAGGUGCAGGAGCCAACAGUGUCUUCUCUGAAGCUUCAGCAUCCAUGACACUGUUAAGUUCAGAAGAUUUGAAUGUGGGGCAUGAGCAUGUGGAUGCCACUAUAGAUAAGCUGACAACAGCAACAAACACAUUAAGGGAUGUGCUGCAAGCUUUGCGGUCACAGACUCUGUCCUCAGCGGCUGGGUCAGAGUAUACUGAGCAGAAGAAAAAACAGCAGGCCCGUGCUCUGAAUAAGAGUUUAGAAACUUUCUUGAAGUCAUUGAAAAGAAUCCUUACAGAAUCUGAUCUUGUAGUUGAAGAUGGUGAAGAGGACCAAGUACAGAAUGUGCCGCCUGCUAAAUCUACUUCCUCUUUGGCACCAAAGUCACAUUUACAUUCAAAGCCCUCUACCACUUCAGGUAGUCUGCCAAAGGAAACGAAUGCUACAAACAGAAGUUCUGACUCCAAGAAAUCAGUUUUGGUUCAGCAGAUAAGUACUGAGUCCAACGGGGGGUCAGACAAUAUAUUAGAUAUAACACAAGUAAUAGAUGGGGAUAUGCGCAGGUCUAGGAAUAAAGACACAGCAAAUUCUAUUGUAGUAAACAUGAACGGGGAUGUGACAAAGAAGAAGGGUUCUGUGAAUUCUGGUUCAGAUUCUUCAAAAGAAACCAAUGAUCAUAAAACAUCUUCAAAGAAUUCUUCUCGAAGUUCCAAAGACAGAACAAAAUGUGAUGAUGGAGAGUCCGCAGGUAAAAGGGAUACAGUUAAAAACAGUGAUAAGUCACAUUCUAAGAACAAUGUUUCAGAUAAAAAUGAAGCUAGUCAAAAUCAUUCUGAAAAGGAAACGUCUGAAAAAGUCGUUGAAAAAACAUUAGAAAAAGAGACAGUUUCAGAAAAGGGAGGUGAAGAUGAGGCUGAGAUAGACAGUGAUGCUUCAGUCGACUCCCCUGCGAAAGAGAAGGUAGUCUCCAGCACACCUGAUGAUGAAAACCUGGCUGCUAAAUUUGACUUGAUUAAAGAAAUUGCAGACGAAAUAACCAGAGACAACAAAGAACUUGAUCAGGAAAAUGAAGAUAAUGAAGGCAACGGUGAUAAUGAAGGCAACGAUGAAGAUGAUGAUGAUCUGCCCAUUAUGUUUGGAGAAGACCCCAAAUCUAAACCAGACAGUGAAACCAAAACCGGUAAAAGAAAGAAAGCGCCAGAUUCGUCCUCAGAAGAAGACGCCAUUAAGACAGAAAAGAAAUCUAAAAAAGCAAACAGCUCAGAACGUAAAAAGCCCGCCAGUGAAACUAAUAAUAAAAAAGCUAAACAGGAGAAAAAGCCGAAUCAGGACUCUAAAGUCAGUGACUCUAGUUCGGAUCCUCUCUCAAGUGGGGAUGAUGAUACAGCUCUUAGUACCAGAAGAAAAACAAGGAAAGGUAAGGAAAAGCAGAAGACUGCAAGAAAGGAUGCCAAGACCGUUUCACCAAAACAGCCGGCUGCUAAAACCAAGCAGAGGUCUGAAAAGGAGGAAAAACCAUCUGAAAUGGAUGAAAUUGAUAAAGAAAUUGCCAAAUUGGCAAAGCGACCAACAAUGAGGAAGAGGAAAGCUGCAAAUGCUGAUGAAGGUGAAGAAAGUGCAGAGGAGAAAGAAGACACAAGCGACAAGGUGAAGGAGCAACCUCUGAAAAGAGCGAAGCCAGGACCUAAAAGCUUCAAGAAAGCCAUAGACUAUGAUGACUUGUCUUCAGAUGGACACGAAGGGAAAGACCACGAUGAUGAUGAAGUUGAUGAAGACGAAGACGAGUUGCCAGUGACCUUUUUUGGAAAUACAGAAGACGCUGAUGAACAGCAGGACUUUGAUGAAAAUGAGAUUGCAAAGAAAGGACUGCUGGAUGAUAUUGAAUCUGAGAAUGAUGACAAUGAGGAAGCUGAGGGUGAAUCGUCGAGCGAUGAAGAAUCAGGAAAGAAGAAAAUGGAGCCUGUAGAAGCAGAGAAACCCACAAAUGAAGGUGGAACCAGUUCUGAAAAAGAUGGAGACAGCACCAGUUCUGAAAAAGAUAAUGACAGUGAUGAAAAUAUUGGUAAACGAAAGAAAGUGCAUAGCAAGUUACUAGAUGCCAAGUUGUCCGACAGUGACUCAGAUAUUGUGUCAAAGAA
Messenger RNA from Candidula unifasciata, 2924 nucleotides. NCBI's taxonomy places the organism in Eukaryota, Metazoa, Mollusca, Gastropoda, Stylommatophora, Geomitridae. The record is from the annotation of a GenBank genome assembly.